ACAGCGCAUACGCAGGCAGGCUAGCAGCAGGCUGUUCUUCCUCUGGAGAGCUCUCCCCUGCUACACCACUUACAGACUGCUACGACUGAAGAUAAAAGUGUCUUGAUUUUUACGUCUUCAGUGAGUAUCAAACAUGGAUGGUUUCCAAACAGUCCUGAAAUUCUUUAUGAACCGGAAAACCGCUAUAGGUUACAGUUUUAUGGCACUGCUGACAAUGGGAGGUGAACGUGUGUUUUCUCUUGUUGCUUUCAGAUGCCCCUGCAGCAACGAAAACUUUAGGUACGGUUUGGUAUUUCUCUUCUCCCCAGCUUUUGUUUUGCUGGUUAUUGGAUAUUUCUUGAACAGCAAGACCUGGAAACUCUUUACAGGCUGCUGGGUGAACCCCAGAAAAAUAUUCCCCAGAGGGAAUAUCUGCCAUUUCUUUUAUGUCUUCGGACAAAUCACUUUAAAUGCUCUGGUAGCCCCAGUGAUGUGGCUUUCUGUGGCUUUGCUCAACGGGACUUUUUACGAAUGUGCCAUGAGUGGCUUGAAGAAUGCUGCCUACUUACAUGCAGUUUGCCACAGCAAAUCUGCAACGUGCUUUGAAGAGCUACACAAGGUAGCCUGUGACAAAAGCUCCAUGCCCUUUUCAGAGAGUGACGAACUGAAACGAACUCUUCAAGCACAGUCCCAGAUUUUAGGCUGGUGUGUGAUAGUUACCACAGCUCUUCUCUCCCUGCUAACCACUUGCUGUGCCAGCUGCCAGUCAAAAGUCAGCCACCUUCAGCUGAUGUUCUGGAGGGUUUACGCGGAGAAGGAGAAGGAGCAACUGGAGCAGAUUUUUCAGCUGUAUGCCACCAAGCUGAGCGAGCGAAACCUGAAGUGCUUUUUUGAGAACAAGGAACCAGAAGCAAUUCCCCUGCCAGCUUUUCAGGCAUGGGAAGAUGCUUCCGAGAUCUACUCUUUCAGCAACAGCAAACAGCAUUAUAGCACAAUUCACAAGCUAGUUGAAGAAGGCCAGAAAGAAAACAAUAAGGAAAGAGAGACAACGCUGGACUUUGUAGAUAGAAGGGAAAUACCAUAGAUCAAAUAUGUAUUUUUUCAGCUUUUUUGUAUCUUGACAAUAUAGCAUACUUCUAUCUCUUUUCAUGUCUGUAUUUUUUUCACAAUGGCCUCUUCUUUAUCACAUUCCCUCCC
Molecule: messenger RNA, 1176 nt
Organism: Leptosomus discolor (cuckoo roller)
Lineage: Eukaryota; Metazoa; Chordata; Aves; Leptosomiformes; Leptosomidae
Gene: CALHM5
Product: calcium homeostasis modulator family member 5
Cellular component (GO): plasma membrane
Molecular function (GO): monoatomic cation channel activity
Source: RefSeq, a predicted model, not a curated record